UUAAUUAUGUAUGUAUGUAUUUAUAAAUUUGUGAAGAUCGAUUGGACAACUUUCUAUCAUUUUUAAGUAUUUGUUGAAGACCUGUAUAAAAGUUUUAUUACAAAGCUAGCUAAAAAAAAGUGUUUUUACAAUGAGUUCUGAACAGACGGAAAAUUCUUUAGAUGAGUCUAGUGUUACAAUGGUUGAUGUCUUGCAAGAGGAGCACGAUUUAGAAGAGGAAUACAAUGCUGUUUUAGGCGCUUCUGAUGAGAAAUGUUGCACAUAUUCUCAGGGAGCUAUUAAGCGGCAGGCUCUUUACUCUUGUUUAACUUGCUGUCCUGAAGGUCGUACUGACUUGAAUAAAUGCGCUGGAAUUUGUUUAGCAUGUUCUUAUCGUUGCCACGAAAAUCACGAACUUGUCGAAUUGUAUACAAAACGUAAUUUUCGUUGCGAUUGCCCCACGGAAAAAAUGUCUACCCAACAAUGCUGUUUACUUAAUGUUGGAUUGCCAAUACCACAAAAGUGUAAUUCCGAGAACUUAUAUAACCAAAACUUUCAAGGAUUAUAUUGUAAAUGUCAUAGGCCAUACCCAGACCCUGAGCGAACCACAGAGGAAGUGAUGUUGCAGUGCACAGUUUGCGAAGAUUGGUUUCAUUUGAUUCAUUUAGAUAUGUCUGAAUCCACAAAAAAAAUAGCUAGCGCUGAUAUAUGUGCAGAAAUGGUUUGUGAAAAAUGUAUGAAGAAACACAUCUUUCUGCAAGAUUAUACUGGGCUGGCACUUGAUGCCAUUGAUAAUUCGGACGAACCAUUGUAUAAGGUAUCAUCAGAAAAUAAUUCGUUUUGUGAAGAUCACGACAACAAAUUACGUUCAGAUUUAGACAAGAGCAUUUCGGAUAUAAUGCAUAUGAAUGCGGUCGAAACGGUGUCAUCAGAAAACAUUGUGGAAUCGCAAGUUAGCUCUACUAUUGAUGCUGAUGUGAAUACAGAUACUGAUGGUCCAGAUGUUAAGCGACGGAAGAUCGAAAAUGAUUCCCCUUUGAAAACAGCUAAUGAAGAUAGUUGCCUUCGUCCAAAAGCAAAAACGGGUUACGUAGGAGGAGCUACAUUUUGGAAAUGUGACUGGCGUGAGGCUUUAUGUAAAUGCGUUCAUUGUUUGGAGCUCUACAAAACUGAAAAAGUAGAGUAUUUGUUAGAUCCAGAAGAUUCUGCCAUGUCUUAUGAAGAGCGAGGUAAAAAACGUGGUGCCAUUGAGUCUACGUAUGAACAAGGUAUACGCGCAUUAGCUUCCAUUGGUCGAGUGCAGCAAAUAGACGCUAUAACAGAGUAUAACCGCAUGAAAGAUAAACUAAAGGAAUAUUUACAAACAUUUGCUGCUUCCAAAAAAGUAGUCACCGAAGCGGAUAUCAAUCGUUUUUUCCAAGAAAUGCGGAGUGAAAAAAACGCUGAUCUGGGUCAACCGUAUCUUUGUCGUUAAUCGUGAAUUAAUAUAUCAA
Messenger RNA from Bactrocera dorsalis (oriental fruit fly), 1472 nucleotides. RefSeq names its product putative E3 ubiquitin-protein ligase UBR7. The transcript is spliced from 2 exons. The record is from RefSeq and is a predicted model, not a curated record. NCBI's taxonomy places the organism in Eukaryota, Metazoa, Arthropoda, Insecta, Diptera, Tephritidae. Gene Ontology annotation, cellular component: cytoplasm. Gene Ontology annotation, molecular function: zinc ion binding; ubiquitin protein ligase activity. Bases 131 to 1453 code for a protein of 440 amino acids.